CCAAUGCCGCCUCCCCGCCGCCGCCGCCCGGGUGCCUUUGUCCCUUCCCGCCCAGACUUGGAGGGAAGCGGCGGCCGGGGGCUCCUCUCCGGGAGCAGCGCUAGCGGAGCCCCCCUUUAGUCCUCCCUCCCUCCCUCCCUCCGAAGUUGAGGCGGCAAAGUUGGGGCUGAGGCUGGAGGUGAGCGGCCAAGGCGGGAGCCCGAGAUGAGCCGCGAGGGAGCCAGCUAGGCGCCCGGGGGACUAGGACCUCGGCCCCUGGCUGAGGGGCGCCUGCCUUUCUUCCUCCUCCUCCUCCUUGGCAAGAAGAAGCAGCAGCAGGAGGAGGAGGCGAAGGAGCCCGAGGGUCUUUCUAGGCAUGCAGCCUGGAGGAGGAGGAGGAGGAUGAUGAUGAUGAUGAUGAUGCUGUGGUUCCCGGUGAAGAAGAUCCGGAAGCAGUUCAAGCUGCUGCUGCUCCUGGUGCUGCUCACCUUCGCCGUCUGGUUCACCUACCUCCACAUCAGCCUCGUCCGCCAGGGCAAGGCGCUCCGCCUCCACUUCGCCUACGGCAGCCGAGAUGGUGAGCGGCUGGGUGAGGUGACAGACCCUGGCAGGCGGGUGGCUGGGGCCCAUGCAUCCUAUCCACAGAAGAAGACAGAAGACUCCAGCGAAAGCCAGGAGGAUGAGCAGAUGGUAGAUGAACAAGGGGUUGAUGGGUGGUUUUCCAAAUGGCAUGGCCUUGACAGAGCUGGAAGACCUCCAAAGCCAAAUGUAACGAGACAUGUUCUGCCAUGGAAUGAACAGUACAAAGGGAAAGCAAACCUGCACGUAUUUGAAGACUGGUGUGGAGGAGCCGUGGGACAUCUUAGGAAGAAUCUACAUUUCCCCCUUUACCCUCAUACUCGCACAACAGUGAAGAAGUUGGCUGUGUCACCCAAGUGGAAGAAUUAUGGACUGCGGAUAUUUGGGUACAUUCAUCCUUUUAAGGAUGGGGACUUCCAGUUCUCUGUAGCUUCUGAUGAUAACUCUGAAUUUUGGCUCAGCUCUGAUGAGACUCCAGCCAAUGCACGUCUGGUGGCAUAUGUGGGCAAGCUGGGCUCUGAAUGGACUGCCCCAGGAGAAUUCACAAAAUUCAGCUCUCAAGUCUCCAAGCCAAUCCGCGUCCUCUCCUCCAGGCGCUAUUACUUUGAGCUCCUUCACAAGCAGGAUGACCAUGGAUCAGAUCAUGUGGAAGUUGGUUGGCGGGUUUACCUUCCCAGCUUCAAGUUUGAGGUGGUUGAUUCCUCCUACAUCUCACUUUAUACAGAUGAGUCCAGCCUGAAAAUGAAUGAGGUGGACCACGUGCCUCAGUCUCUUGCCAGCCAUACCAGCAGCUACCUCUGGGGUGAAUGGAGGGAUGACCAUGGAGCAGAUAUGCUGAAGCCUGACCCUCGGGAUAGUUUCUUCCUUACUCCCCAGAUCGAGCCAUCCCAUGUGGAGAAUGUGUUGGUGCCCUGUGCUUACAGCCCCACAUACGUGGUGAAGGACUUCCCUAUUGCCCGCUAUCAGGGCCUGCAAUUUGUCUACCUCUCAUUUGUUUACCCCAAUGACUUCACUCGGCUUACGCACAUGGAGACAGAGAACAAGUGCUUCUACAGAGAGUCCCCACUCUACCUAGAAAAGUUUGGCUUUUACAAAUACAUGAAGAUGGAUGAAGAAGAGGAGGAUCCACACCAGAGAGCCUUUCUUUUUCUGAAUCCUGAGAAUUUUUUGGAAGAAGAGGAGGAAGGAGCUGAUAGUCCUGAACCCACUGACCCACCCUCUGACACCAAGGGCAAAAGCUCCAGUGUUUUGGAUCCCCAUGUGUUACCUAGAAUGAAACAAAAUGAGAGGCCCCUAACUACAAAGGAUUAUGGCAUUGGCAUGGACCACUAUCCCUUCCAUCAAAAGCAAAAGAGGCUUCAUGACGAGAGAGCCCUGACAAGCCAGCCUGUCCCCACAGGUACAAACACUGGUCCCAGCAUGAGUCCUGUGACUCCUUCCAAGGUUUUCCAGGCAUUUGAGAAUAGAGCACCUCUUGGAGAACAAGUGGUCGUCCGUGGCCGGUCCCUCAGCUGGGCACAGGAGGAAGAGGUGCAAGAGAGAAGGAAGGAGGACCAGAUGGAGCUAUUGUCACCAUCGAAGCGGGACAGCUCCCUCAGCCUUCAGCCACAUUUGUCGGUACCUUUCUCUGCUGGAAAGGCCAAGCAGAGCCUUAAGGAAGUGAAGCAGACCAAAAAGGAGACCAAGAAACCCCCAGAGAAAGUAUAUGUAACCAGGCUACAGCCCAGCAAGAAGAAGGCCCCCUCUCAAAAGGAUGUUUUUCGUGGAGUUUUCCUCUACCCCAGGCCACCAAGGAAAAUGCACUUGAGCUCCAGGACCCCUCAGUGGCACCCCUCUCCCUUUAACAAACUUAGUAUGGUCCCUGGCCACAGGACACCUUGGCUCACAGGCAAUGCCACCACAGAAACAGAGCCUUCUAAGCGGAAGGGCCAGCGGGCCAGCCGGAAGUGGGAACAGCUGUACAUUCAAGAGGCCCGCAAGGCUAGGAGUAGGCAGAGAAUGCACCCCAGUGUCUCCACCCUGCCUGAAGAAGGGGUGCUCAGCAAAGAAACCUUUGAGAUCACCACCCCAGCAAAGACCACCCUAGACUACAAUUCCUCAGAAGUGGUGAUGUCUGAAAGUGUCCGAGUAACGUCUUUCCUGCAGAUGUCAGAGAUGACUGAAUCUCAGCAGGAAGAGGUUGAGGGCCCAGAGAAGGCCCAAGAGGAGGAGAUGGAGGAGGAGCUGUCUGACUACAGUUAUGAGAACUCUGAGCUUCAGCAGAGCUGGCUAGAGGAUUCCAUCAAUUGGCAAAGGACGUUCAGCGUCAGCCCCAUGGACUUUGAAUUGCUACGCUCAGACUGGAAUGACCUGCGAUGCAAUGUCUCAGGAAACCUGCAGCUGAGCGAAAGUGAGGUGGUGGAUGUGGUGGCCCAGUAUAUGGAGAAACUCAAUGAGAAGAAUGGCGGAAUUUAUACCCUCUUGCGGAUCAUCAAUAUGGAGAAACGGAGAGAUACAGCCCGUGGCAACCGUUACCUGAUGGAGCUGGAGCUGAUGGAGAGAGGUCAGCGGACUGUGAGACUCUCAGAGUACAUCUAUGUCCUACUCCACCAGGGCAAGUCAGAGGACAGCACUGAAGUCAACCCCGAAGGGCCUGCCACUGCCUCUACUGAGUCUCAGCCACCACCUAGUGCCUGGAGCCUGCUCUAUGGGAAGCCCAUCCUGUGCCGACCUCUCAAGCUCAGCUGGAGGCAAGAAGUUAUGGUGCAUUUUGUGGUGCCAGUGAAGAACCAAGCACGCUGGGUUCAGCAGUUCAUCUCAGACAUGUCCAACCUAUACUUGAACACCAAGGAUGCCAACUUCAACAUUAUCCUGGUGGAUUUUGAUAGUGAUGACAUGGAUGUAGAGAAGGCCCUUCGGGAGGCUCACCUGCCCAGGUAUCAGUACUUGAAGCGCACUGGGAAUUUUGAGCGUUCUUCUGGGCUGCAGGCUGGGGUGGACUCCAUAGAGGAUGGCAGCAGCAUUGUGUUCCUGUGCGAUCUGCACAUCCACUUCCCUCUCAACAUUCUAGACAGCAUCCGGAAGCACUGCGUGGAGGGGAAACUGGCCUAUGCACCAAUUGUCAUGAGGCUGGGCUGCGGGAGCUCCCCACAAGAACCCAAUGGCUACUGGGAAGUGAAUGGGUUUGGCCUCUUUGGGAUCUACAAGUCUGACUUCGAUCGCAUUGGGGGAAUGAAUACAGAGGAGUUCCGGGACCGCUGGGGUGGGGAGGAUUGGGAACUCUUGGACAGGGUGCUUCAGAGUGGAUUGGAGGUAGAACGUCUGCGACUCAGGAACUUUUACCAUUACUACCAUUCCAAACGUGGCAUGUGGAACUCACGCAGCAAGAAGACGCCCAAAGACUAAACACUAGCUCUGCUGCUAGUGGGAUCUCACUCUUGGCCCUCUUCAGGAGGUGAAAAGGAAGCAACAGCCACCUUUCCGUGGCUGCCAUAUCUCAGCAUGGUUUCCAUAGUGCUACAGGUGCAGUUAUGGACACAGUGUUGGUCAGAGGCCUUCACAAAGGGCGCUCGGGGUUGAGAGUUUCUAUGGAACUAUUUAAAGAAUCAUGUUUACUUUGGGAUUUUUGUGACUUUUCUUAAAGGAUCUAAUUUCUUAGUCAGAAAUUACAUUUAUUAACUCAGUAGUGCUGACAGGUCAGGAUUCCUGCUAAAGAGAGAAAGGGAUGGGUCCUCCAGUGCUACUGCCAGCCAAGAAAAUAACUGGAGCAGCUACACAAAAUUCAGACAACUUCCAGAGAACUAUCAUGGUGGUUCUGUGGUUCGCUUGCUCUGUAAUGGAUCUCCUAGCUUUAGUCCCCGAAAUAAGUUGAAGAGAAUGGACAGCCAAUGAGCCUACUGUGACAAGUGCUGUUCACGCUUGCAGUGCCUGAGCCUCCUGUGGUACCAAUUCAUGUUUAGGUGGCUCAGGAGUAUUCGGAUUCUUCAGAGGAUUUAAAGGAGAGGGAGACACUCUUACUGGGAGGAAGGUGUUUCCAUUGUUCCAGUUUAGUUUUGGAUUCAUGAUCCAGGCUAACUCUACUUCUUUGCUCUGGCCCCUCAGCAGUGUCUCACCUUAUGUAGAAACAGUCCCGGAUUCAGGGGCUUGUGAUUUUCUUACACAUGUACCUUCCUUCUGUGGACAGUCUCCACUGCUGAGGUGAAGAUAGAGAAUAUAUUUUCCCCUGAAGCAUGCAUUUCUUGAGCAAGAGGAAGUGGCCGGGAAAGUGCCCUUCACAACUCUGAAACCUCUUCCAACCCUGCCAGCCACUUUGGAUGCAAUUCUCUUGCCAAGCGAACUGGAAGUGCCUUGGGCUUCUUGUUCUUCCUCAUCUUCAUCCCAUGCAAAACAAAGAGAUACACAGGCUCCCAAUGGGAGGUCAUCUUUCAGGUGGGAAAUUUUUUAUAGAGGUUCUCUUCCAGAUGCAGUAGGAUUAAUAAAGGAACAGGAAGCACAAGGCACUUCUACUUCCUUUUCCUUUUAGAACACCAUCCCAUUUGAAUCUAUUAUAUCUUCUCAUUCCCUUCCUCCCCCUGCCCCACCUAUUAUUUGGUGCUUACUUGUCUUUAAAAAUGGGAUGCAAAAACAGCUGUCUGUGGCAUCUGUAACAACCACAGUGGAAGUGGGUGGGUGAGUUUCAACAUAAUGGUCAAAAGAGGAGAAGCAGGAAUUAAGAAGAAAUUCUCAGAACCUCUGAAAGCUGAGUUCCUAAGUGAGCCAAAGUUAGCUGUUAUUGCCCAGUCUUCACCACUCAUCCAACCAAGUCAGUGGAAAAAAGUUUGUACUCCUUUAUGCUGGGAGCACACACACUACACGUUCUCAUACACAUAUACACACAACUCUUCACAUAGGCAAUGGACACCAAGGAAGUGCAGGGCAUGUGUUCAAUGUAUGGAGUCAGUAGGAGGCUUCUCAUCAUCUUGCCCCAAACAUGGCCAUUUCUGAAGCAACUUCUUCUCUUCAUACACAAUAUCCCUAGCAUGAUGAGUAGGUAAGGUUUCAUGACCAGCCCAUUUUAACUUCAAUAUGCUGUGGUUGGCACAUGAGAAAGGGUUAAUGCAGGAAUCCAAGAAGAGGAGGGCAAAACAAUAUUUCCAAGCUAAUUUCUGUGAAAUUAUGAGGUAGAAAGCUGUUUUCAAAAAGUUAUGUCUGGUUUUGCUUUUUAUUUUUAUUGAUAUUGUUAUUAAAAAUAAAAUAAAU
Sceloporus undulatus (fence lizard) is the source of this 5775-nucleotide messenger RNA. It is a transcript of the gene B4GALNT4, whose product is annotated as beta-1,4-N-acetyl-galactosaminyltransferase 4. Gene Ontology annotation, cellular component: Golgi cisterna membrane. Bases 382 to 3942 code for a protein of 1186 amino acids. The transcript is spliced from 20 exons. Gene Ontology annotation, molecular function: acetylgalactosaminyltransferase activity. NCBI's taxonomy places the organism in Eukaryota, Metazoa, Chordata, Lepidosauria, Squamata, Phrynosomatidae. The record is from RefSeq and is a predicted model, not a curated record.